Lucilia cuprina (Australian sheep blowfly) is the source of this 3185-nucleotide messenger RNA. RefSeq lists its product as uncharacterized. Bases 55 to 3120 code for a protein of 1021 amino acids. Gene Ontology annotation, biological process: long-chain fatty-acyl-CoA metabolic process. Gene Ontology annotation, cellular component: peroxisome. NCBI's taxonomy places the organism in Eukaryota, Metazoa, Arthropoda, Insecta, Diptera, Calliphoridae. The transcript has 16 exons. The record is from RefSeq and is a predicted model, not a curated record. Gene Ontology annotation, molecular function: alcohol-forming very long-chain fatty acyl-CoA reductase (NADP+) activity.
UUCAGUGUUAAUUUUUACUUUCGAACAGAAGGGUUGACAACGCUGAAUUUUAAAAUGAUUAAGGAAUUUUUUGAAAAUAGCGAAAUUUUUGUUACCGGUGGAUCGGGAGUGGUUGGAAAAGCUUUAAUUGAAAAGCUUUUACGUUCCUGUAAUGUUAAGAAAAUAUAUGUCUUGUUGCGUCCCAAGAAAAAUGUUUCGAUUGAAGAUCGCUUGGAAAAGGUCAAAAAUGCUAUGGUAUUUCGUCAACUAAAGCUACAGAAACCAGAUGAAUUGGAUAAAAAGCUAAUGGCCAUACCCGGUGAUGCAGUGGUUCCCUUUUUGGGUAUAACACCAGAAUAUCAACAAAUUUUGAAAAAUGUUUCAAUUGUUUUUCAUUGUGCUGCCACCGUGCGUUUUGAUGAACCGCUAAGAGAUGCUCUGAGACUUAAUGUAGGCGGUACAUUAGAGACACUGAAAUUUGCUGAAACUCUUAAAAAUCUGAAAGUAUUUAUGCAUGUUUCGACGUUCUUUAGUAAUCCAUACUUGGAACGUGUGGAGGAAAAAGUUUACGAAUCUCCCAUGGAUUGGAGAGUUUGUUUAAAUUUACUGGAAAGAAAUGAUAUCUCAGAGGAACAAUUGGAUAUCAUAACUAGAAAGUUAAUUAUAGGUUUUCCCAAUACGUAUUGUUUUACUAAAAAUUUGGCUGAGUCGUUGGUAAAUGACUACAAAGAUAAGUUGCCGGUGGCUAUUUAUAGACCAUCUAUAGUUUUAUUUGCAAUUGAGGAACCAGAGCCAGGCUUUGCUCCUUCUUUAAUGGGUGCUAUGGGCUUGUUUGCCGUUACGGCAGCUGGUAUUUUGAAAACCAUUUAUAUAGGCAAGGAUACCAGACUUGACUUGACACCACAAGAUUUUGGCAUAAAGAAUCUAUGUUAUUAUACUGUUAAAACUGCCAAUUUGUAUAAGAGUAAAAAUAAACCCCAAAAUAUACCAGUUUUUCUGACAUCAUCGUGUACUCACAGUGAACUGACUUUUCGUCAGUAUAUACAUCUCGUUCAAGAUCAUGGCUUCUGGGCUGAAGCGGCUUUUGAGAAAAACUUACUUAUACCGGGUUUGCACUGCACUGAUAAUCGGUUAAUGUACUUAUUUUUGGUUUUAUUUAAACAUAUUUUACCUUCAUUAUUGGCUGAUUUCGGAUUGAUAUUGAGUGGACGUAAGCCUGUACUUAUGAGUGUUCAUCGUAAAUUAUAUAUUACCUUGGAGGUGAUGAAACCGUUCCUUUUUAACAGUUACAGCAGUUCGGGAAUAACGGAUGCAGAUGAAAUGAUGGCUAAGUUGAAGGGAACGGAAUUUAAUAUGGAUAUUUUGCCAGCGUGCAAAGAGUUUUAUAGAAAUGUAGGAUUUUGCCAAACAAUGGUGUACAGUGUAAGAGAACAUUUAUUUAAAGAGGAUCCCAAAACAUUGCCAAAAAGCAGAAAAAUAUUGCAAACUAAAAUUUUUGUUUACAAAGUGAUUAAAUUCUUGUUGACUAUUAUGGUUUUUGGAAAACUCCUGCAUUUAUUGGGUUAUUUUUGGUCUGAAAAACUGCCACGAAGAGUUAAAGCAAACAAAAUGUUACCCGAAUUCUAUAAGGAUAAGGAAAUAUUUAUAACUGGCGGUUCUGGUAUUGUGGGCACAGCUUUAAUUGAACAACUUUUACGUUCCUGCGAUGUACGCAAAAUAUAUUUAUUACUCCGUCCUAAAAGGUCCAUGACUUUGGAAAAACGUUUGGAAAGAGUUAAAGAAGAACAGGUCUUUCGACAAUUAAAAAUACAAAAACCUCAAGAACUGGAUCAAAAACUAGUCGCUAUAGCCGGAGAUGCUAAAUUACCUAUGUUGGGUAUAACUGAGGAAUCAGCUAAACUAAUGAAAAAUGUAUCUAUUAUAUAUCAUUGUGCGGCUACAGUGCGUUUUGAUGAACCUAUACGAGAUGCUCUUAAACUAAAUGUCGGCGGUACCUUAGAGGCUAUAAAAUUUGCUCAGACCUUAAAGAAACUUAAGAUAUUUAUGCAUGUAUCAACAUUCUAUAGCAAUCCAUAUUUAACACGCAUUGAACCCAAAUUUUAUAAAGCGCCUAUGGACUGGAAAUUUUGUUUGGAUCUAUUGGAAAGGAAAGAUAUAGGUGAAGAGGAAUUGGAUAUUAUUACCAGAAAGUUAAUAGUGGGCUUUCCUAACACCUAUUGUUUUACUAAAAAUUUGGCAGAGUCAUUGGUAAAUGAUUACAGAGAUAAGUUGCCAGUUUGCAUUUAUAGACCCUCAAUAGUUUUCUUUGCUUUAGAACAACCGGAACCCGGUUUUUCUCCAUCAUUAAUGGGUGUCAUGGGUUUGUUUGCUGUAACCGGUGCUGGUUUACUAAAAACCAUAUAUAUAAAUAAGAAAAAUCGUUUGGAUAUAACACCGCAAGAUGUUUCGGUGAAAAAUAUGUUGUAUUAUACUUUCAAAGCUGCCCAGGUCUAUGAAAAAUCAAAACCCUUAGAUAUACCAGUUUACAUGACAUCAACUUGUACAAAUUUCGAUAUGACAUUAAUAGAGUAUAUUCAAAUAAUGGAUGAUUUUGGUCUAUGGGAAAAAGCCGCCUAUGAGAAAAGUCUUUUGGUGCCGGGCAUACGCACCACUUCCAAUCGCUUUAUUUAUAUGUUCUUUGUUCUACUCUUGCAACUUUUGCCCGCUUUACUAGUGGACUUUGUACUACUACUCACAGGCCGCAAGCCGGUUUUAAUGCGCAUACAACGUAAAGUAUUCCAAACUCUAGAGGUAAUGCAACCUUUUAUGUUUAACAACUAUGAAAGUGAAGGCAUAACCCAUUACCAGGAAAUGAAAGAGAAACUAAAAGACACAACAUUCAGUGUGGAUGUAUUAGACAACGGCUGUGAUCUCUUUACAAAUGUGGGUUUUUGCAAUAACAUGGUUUUUAGUGCCCGGGAUUUGCUCUUUAAAGAAGAUCCCAAAUCAUUACCUAAAGCUAGAAGAAUAUUUAAACUCAAAGUAUGGUUGUAUAAAUUUGUGCAAUUUAUUGUACUUUACAAAGUCUAUGUUUGGACUAUGGAAUAUAUUAAAAACUCUUAUGCAGAAUGGCGUCAUAAUGAUUUCUGUUCUUUGGAUUAAUUAUAAGUUUAUUAUAUAUAAUAUUUUAGUUUUAAUGUUGUUAAUAAAAAAAGUCCCAAAAAACA